AUGUUUCGAGGCUAUUUCACUCCUGCUACAUCUGCCAUAACGGUUCAUCCACUCACACUUCAAGCAUUUCAUCCAACACGUUUAUUUUGGCAAUCAAUUCGAGCACAAACUAUAGUCAUUUAUGAACGGCAAGCAUGGCGUAUGAAACUUUCGCAAGUUCAACAUAUUCCAGACAUGGACGGAGAUGGUUAUGAUGAUGGAAACAUUGCAACCAAGAAAUUUCAACAGGAUUUUUCUACUAAAAGUUCAUGUUUCGAAGAUUUUUGUAGUGAACUCAUCUAUGAAAUCUUCGAUUAUCUGGAUACCUACGAUGUUUAUCAAGGUUUCUUUUAUCUCAAUGAACGAUUUCGAAAUCUCUGUGCACAUCUUCAUCUUGUCGUUCAAGUUGAUGUUUUAUCAACAUCAAAGUCAGUAUUACAGCCUUAUUAUGACGAUUUCAUCGCACCUAACAAACACCAUAUCCGAUCAUUACAUUUAUUAGAUCCAUUAGCGGUAGAUUUAUUUGUCUCAUCACCAACAAUAGACAUUUCACAGUGCCUUCAUCUACGUCAGCUAGUCCUAUGUGAAAUAGAUACUGAAUGUCUCGCAAAUCUUCUUGUUGAUUUAAUUUCAUUGAAUCAUUUGACAUCUUUAUCGAUUCAUGUUGGUUGUGGCACUAAUAAGUCGAACAUCUACCAAAGUAUAUUUCAUCUGCCAGUAUUGAAACAUUGUCAGCUUCAGUUUGAAGAGAACAGUUCAUUAGACUCACUGCCUAUGUCAUCGAAUCUGUCUAGUCCCAUUGAAUAUUUCAUAAUCAAUGACAAUUACGAUUUGAAUGAAGUUCUUACUAUUCUAUCAUACGUACCUGAAUUGAAACGUUUAUCAGUUAGGUAUGAGUGUGUCUCUCAUAUGCCAGAAAUACUCUUAUUCGCCGCUUUCUUUAACGAUCGAAGACGUAUGCUUGUUAUGAGUGAUCGUCUCUCACAUAUCAAUGUUAAAAAAUUUAUCAAAAUUCAUGCUGCCAAUAUCAAAGUUCUUCAUAUUUCGUCAGUCUGGCCCGGUAUACUCACAAUCAGAGAAGAAAAACACAUCCAAUCAUCUAUCCCUCACAUGACGGCCUGGGAUCUUUGUCCUAGAACAUUACCAGUCUGUGGUUACGCUAUGAAACUAUAUCAGUUGAUGCAUCGUAGGCUUUACUCUCACGACAUAUUACGCAUAAAACAACAAUUCUUUAGUCGUGAGUCAGUCUCCGACGAAUACUUACAUGAGAUAUUCUGUUCUAUUUUCACUGACAGAAGAAGAUCUCUCUUCUUAGUUCCACAGUUGUUGACCUCACAAUUUAAAUGUUGCAAUGAAACUGAUCUUCCUCACGUUCAACAUCUACGUAUCAGCGAAGAGAAUGCAAUCCGCAGCUGCACCCAAUUCUUUCCAAAUGUUACAUCGGUAACUUUCAUGUACCCUCCUUGUCCUGUUCUUCCCAAUGGAUAUGUCAUAACGCAGUUAGGUUUGAUUGUACCAUUAAAAGAGCUUACUAAAGUAACCCUUGAUAUUCCUUCAAUGAGACUUAGAAGUAUCGUUGAACUAAUACGACUCACACCGAAUGUUCAUACCAUGACAUUCACUUUUCGAACAAUGCUCUCCGAAGAUUUUAACGCGAUUGAACAGAGUGAACUAUUUCGAUACGUAAUCAAUCGCAAUCAAAUCAGAAAGAUGAUUUUUAAAGUAUAUUAUACAAAGAGACUAAUCCAAACAAUGAUGAAUCUUUGUCCUAAUUUACAAAACUUGGCUUUCAGCGUGUCUAAAAAGUCGCUUGUGCCAACAUUUCAAUAUUUGUUGACGAAAACGAUGCAUGAUCGACUUUCACUAUGUGUGUUUGGUCUAAACGCGACGUGGAUUGAAGAAUUACAGACUCUAAUCAAAUCACAAGAAUUGACGAAGAAUUACUUAAUCAAAACCAUUAGCGACAAAUUAUAUUUUAAAUGGUGGGACUGA
Messenger RNA from Adineta ricciae, 1971 nucleotides. Lineage: Eukaryota; Metazoa; Rotifera; Eurotatoria; Adinetida; Adinetidae. The record is from the annotation of a GenBank genome assembly.